UCAAAACUUCCUGCUUGGUCACAGGUGGCCGAAUUCGGCCCCUGAGGAAUGUCUGUCAGCGUCCAAGCCCACAACAUCACGUUCUUAGGGAUUUUCGUUCGAAAUCCCACUUGAAUGCAAACGCGUCCCCUCUUUUCUGUUCGUAUGUGGGUCAUGAGUUCCUGAGAGGUUUCAGCGAGUCCAAUAGCCAGAGUGGGGGUGGGCGAGCCCGUCACGGUUUUAAAAUAAAAUGUGGAGUUUUAGUUGUGUAGAGUGGUUAACUCUGCGAGCCGCAUAAAAGGACAAAUCCGAGGGACGAAAGGAUUUUUUUUUCUUGAAGAUCUUGAGAGGCUGUGAAUGUGGACCGAGGUAAUACAGUGGGAUGAAGAUGGGAGAUUUUAAAGACGAACGAGGUACAUGAAGACAGUACCACAUGCUUGAGAGAUGAGGCUAGAAUUAACUAUAGGGAGUAGAGGAAGCUUAGCCCCAAAAAGUCUAUGCAUAUUUAUAAACAAGAAGGCAGAAAUGCCUUUUGGUCCGUGACAGCAGAGAGUGGAAUGGGAGUGCCUGACUGAACGGACGGAGACGUUUCUACAAGGGUUAUGAGCAAGAGCUGAGGGCACAUGGAACACCUGCACAAACACUGGAUUUCUGCCCUACAACAUCUCAAAGACCUAAGAGGAAAAGAGUGACUAUGGUUUUUGCUCACAGAAUGGAUAACGACCAGCCGCCUGUGGUGACUGCUACCCUGCUGGCGCCGCUUCAGAACCACAGCUGCAUGGAAGCAGCCGAGGCCCUGCUGCCCCAUGGCCUGAUGGACUUCCAUGAGGAACACAGCUGGAUGAGCAACAGGACAGAUCUUCAGUAUGGACUGAACCCUGGAGAGGUGGCCACAGCCAGCAUUUUCUUUGGCGCUCUGUGGUUGUUCUCUAUCUUUGGCAAUUCCCUGGUGUGUCUGGUCAUCCACAGGAGCCGGAGGACUCAGUCCACCACCAACUACUUUGUGGUCUCCAUGGCGUGUGCCGACCUCCUCAUCAGCGUGGCCAGCACACCGUUUGUUGUGCUGCAGUUCACCACUGGAAGGUGGACCCUCGGGAGUGCCAUGUGCAAGGUAGUGCGCUAUUUCCAGUAUCUCACUCCCGGCGUCCAGAUCUACGUGCUCCUCUCCAUCUGCAUAGACCGCUUCUACACCAUCGUCUACCCGCUGAGUUUCAAGGUGUCCAGAGAAAAGGCCAAGAAGAUGAUCGCAGCCUCCUGGGUGCUGGAUGCAGCCUUUGUGACGCCCGUCUUCUUUUUCUAUGGCUCUGGCUGGGACAGCCAUUGUAACUACUUCCUCCCUCCCUCCUGGGAGGGGACCGCCUACAAGGUCAUCCACUUCCUGGUGGGCUUUGUGAUUCCCUCUGUCCUCAUAAUCUUAUUUUACCAGAAGGUCGUAAAGUAUAUCUGGAGGAUAGGCACUGAUGGGCGGACCCUGAGGAGGACGAUGAACAUUGUCCCCAGGACAAAGGUGAAAACGGUCAAGAUGUUUCUCCUCUUGAACGUGGUGUUUCUAUUCUCCUGGCUGCCUUUCCAUGUGGCUCAGCUCUGGCACCCCCAUGAGCAAGACUACAAAAAGAGCUCCCUUGUCUUCACGGCGGUCACAUGGGUAUCCUUCAGCUCUUCAGCCUCGAAACCCACUCUCUACUCAAUUUAUAAUGCCAAUUUUCGGAGAGGGAUGAAAGAGACUUUCUGCAUGUCCUCCAUGAAAUGUUACCGCAGCAAUGCCUACACCAUCACCACCAGUUCAAGGAUGGCCAAAAGAAACUAUGUUGGCAUUUCGGAAAUCCCUCCCAUGAGCAGGACGAUAACCAAAGACUCCAUCUAUGACUCAUUUGACCGAGAAGCCAGGGAAAAGAAGCUUGCCUGGCCCAUCAAUUCAAACCCACCAAACACUUUUGUCUAAUUUCUAAGAAUUCUUUCACUGUUAUGUGCGGAGAUUAAAAGGCUUUAACUAUGAGAGGGGAGUGAGUUCCUUAGUUUUCACUCACCUGUCUAUUUUGUAAAGUGCA
This is a messenger RNA of Peromyscus eremicus (cactus mouse), 2027 nucleotides long. It is a transcript of the gene Gpr19, whose product is annotated as G protein-coupled receptor 19. Gene Ontology annotation, biological process: G protein-coupled receptor signaling pathway. Bases 674 to 1921 code for a protein of 415 amino acids. Gene Ontology annotation, molecular function: G protein-coupled receptor activity. NCBI's taxonomy places the organism in Eukaryota, Metazoa, Chordata, Mammalia, Rodentia, Cricetidae. The transcript has 3 exons. The record is from RefSeq and is a predicted model, not a curated record. Gene Ontology annotation, cellular component: plasma membrane.